This is a messenger RNA of Loxodonta africana (African savanna elephant), 5482 nucleotides long. RefSeq names its product histone H2B type 2-K1. The transcript has 2 exons. NCBI's taxonomy places the organism in Eukaryota, Metazoa, Chordata, Mammalia, Proboscidea, Elephantidae. Bases 2626 to 3003 code for a protein of 125 amino acids. The record is from RefSeq and is a predicted model, not a curated record. Gene Ontology annotation, molecular function: protein heterodimerization activity; DNA binding; structural constituent of chromatin. Gene Ontology annotation, cellular component: nucleosome.
GGAGAUGAAAGGUGGGAUUUGGGGAGUGAUUGUCCAGCAAUCCCAGAGCUUUCUCCCAUCUGCUGGUUGGAAACUGCAUUUUCUUAGGGCAGUGGUUCACAAGCAUCGGCCUGGUCAGCCUCACUUGGAGGACUUGUUAGAACACAGACUGCUGGGCCUCAGUGUUUGGUUCAGCAUGUCUGGAGCGGGCCCUAUGAUUAACAUCUAACGUGGUCCCAGGUGGUGCUCCUGCUGCUGCUGCAGGCAGGCCACACUGAGAACCGCUGUCCCAGAGCAGGUGUGCAAAGUGGUCUGAGGCUCUCUUGAUCGUGAUACUGGGUCACCUGUUGAAGGGGCAGAUCCCUGGGCUCCAGGCCUUUGGGUUCCAUUUGAUGGGAGAGAUGCAGAGGUGGCUGGGAGUCCGCAUUUUCACACAAACAGAAGUUUGUGAACCACUGUUCUUGGUAGAGUACAGGCAGUUCAAUUAUUUGACCUGUUCACAGCCUGUCUGGUUCUUUGUGAACUUGAACAGUACGUCAGAACUUUGUGCUAUCAGGCGUAGGAGUUAGCACUCUUCACUCCACCUCCCAAACCUGUCAUGACAGUUCAAUACUUGGUAGUACCCUGUGAGUGUCCGAAGGUCCCAGGGUGUUUAAACCCCCAAGGAGCUCAACAGGGCUAGAGAAUAAGACAUAGAAAGGACAUGAACCAGAUGCUAGAUUAUGAUGGUAGGAUUCACAGUGAAGGAAGUGUGAGUAGCUGUCCAGAGAUCCAGGAUUGGAUUCCAACUUGAAAGAUGAGUAGGAUCUCAGCCUGGUCAUGAAGUCCAAGAGUUGCCCUAGGCAGAGGGAACAGUAAGAGACUUCUGGUGACAGGCCACAGCCGAGACCAAGGCAGCCCAAGUCUGACGGAGGGGUGACAACUCUGUUCCUGCUGGCCCUGGAGUUACCUGGCUUUGCUGCUUUCUUCCUUUUCCAGGUAAGUGGGGCCUGGGGAAAAGUGGCCUCAGUAAGCCUGUCCUGAAUAUCCAGAGACCUAAUGAGCUGCUAGGGUCACAGGAACAGUGAGGUGAGGGCUCCCGCUACUUCAGCCAGGAAUCAAGUCUUUGGGUGUUCAGAGUGCCUUUAAAGCCUGUCAGGGUCUCCAGACUAGCGGAUCAGAUGUGCGACCUCAGAUGUGCGAGUGGUUGGGAGGUCUUCAGAGUUGGGAGGGGUGGGAGGAGGAGUCUCGUCAGCUCAUUUGUCAAAAAAAAAAAUCUUCCAUUCUCAAUGGUUUUAAGAGUGUUUAAAAAGCGUACAAAAUAUAUUUCUUCUCAUGUCUAAAAUUGGCAGCUCCUUGUUUUGUAUUGAGAAUAGCCCUCGUAGUCCACUUAAACCUUAGCGUGUAAGACAGGACCAGGUGUUCAGAACGGGGUGGGAGAGGUGAGUUUAAUGAGGUGGGAGUGUUCAAGCUAGUCAUACUGCCGCUUUCACACUACAGGCGAUGUUUGUCUCUGGGACUUUCCCCAUCACCCAAUUUUGAAUACUUUCUCCCUUCUACCCCCCACCCCAGUCUGUGUUUUUCAUGUUGCUCUGGGGUUCUUUAUUCACAGCCACUGAGAACCUGAACGCAGGUGCUGGGACAGCCAACGUCCUCCAUCUAACAAGGCUUUGGCUUCCACACUCACACCACCUGCUUUAACAGAGGGCCUCCGUUGUUUUUCUCUUCCAGAGUCUUUCAUCCAGAAUCCCUUCCCGGCCAGACUCUUCCCUACCUACCGUGGUUCCCUGCUGUCCAUCUUUGGCUUGGCCUGGCCCUUUUGCUCCAUCCUCUGCCCCCAGCCCAAACCCCUCAGGCCUCUGCACACCUUGGUUCCACUCUAUAACUCCAUGCCAUUGCACCUUCCCCAAACCCAUUAACGUCGAGUCAGUUCCGACUCAUAGCGGCCCUAUAGGACAGAGUAGAACUGCCCCAUAGGGUUUCCGAGGAGUGACUGGUGGAUUUGAACUGCCGACGUUUUGGUUAAAGCAGCCGUAUGUAGCUCUUAACCACUACGCCACCAGGGUUUCCCUCCUUCCCCAGUCCUCCCCAGUUAAAUUGCAUCCAUCCUGCGAGACUGGCUUUAAAUGCCCCUGUUCUCAGCAGAGCCUUCUCUGGCUGCCCCAGCCCUCACUCAUUGUUCUUUUUGGAGCUCUUCCUCCACUACCAACCAUCCCCACACGUUAGCUCUUUUUUCUCUUCUAAUUGAUGUGAAUCGGACCGAGUUCUUCAACGAUAUUGUAGGGCUCCGUGGGGCCCGUGUUUCUUCCAUGCCCCUGCAGCACAUGGAGCCAUCUGAGGCAGUGGGCGCUUGGUAAUCCACUUGUGUUGGUGGUCUGGUGGCGGUCUGUGAACUUUAAGACAUUUGUAAAUAACUGGGAGGUGGCUAGGUGGGGGAGGGGGCUGGUGAAGGAUUUUUACUCAGAAAUAGGAAACUGCUUGGGGAGAGGAAGGAGCAAGUACUUUCAAGAAUGAACUGGGAGCUCUGGAUAGAGUUGGCCAGGGCCCGCCCCUCCCAUCUUUCCACCCCAGGUGCUCGCCCCCAGCCACACCUGGUGGGGCAGCUGGCUUUGUAUAAGUGGCUCUGAGGAGUGGGAGGGGGCCGCAAGGAGGAGCCAAAGCUGGAGGAUGAGCGCUGAGCUUGGGCAGCAGCAGCAGCAGCAGCAGUCCGGGGGCCAAAGGGGCCGUAGUUCUGGGGAUAAGAAGCCCAAAAAGCGUAGCCGGCGCAAAGAAAACUACUCAGUGUAUAUCUACAAGGUGCUCAAGCAGGUGCACCCCGACAUCAGCAUCUCUUCGAAGGCCAUGAGCAUCAUGAACUCUUUUGUGAACGAUGUGUUUGAGCGGCUGGCUGGAGAGGCCACCCGGCUGGCCCAGUACUCUGGCCGCACCACCCUGACCUCCCGGGAAGUGCAAACGGCUGCGCGCCUGCUUCUGCCCGGGGAACUGGCCAAGCACGCUGUGUCUGAGGGCACCAAGGCUGUCACCAAGUACAUCAGCUCCAAGUGAGCAAGGCCUGACCACAAAUAAAGAGCCUGCUGCUCCCGUGCACUGUGGUGGUUUAUGAAGGAAGAGCAAGUCAGCAUCACUGUUUAACACGGCUCCACAGGAGGGACGAUAACAUGUACUCACGCUUUCUAAGAAUUGCUGAGUGUGUCCCAUGAGCAGUUAUCGUGUGGGCAGCGUGCUGUGGCAGGGCUGGAAUCUGGACUGAGUCCUGGCUUGGCUGCAGCGCUUUCCUUAUGACUUCUCUGGACUUGAAAUUCCUCUUCCAAGGUUACUCUCCACCCUGACAGUUCGUGACUUUGUGGUGCCAUCUCUUGCCCUGCGUGGCAGGUACUGUACUAGGCACAGGGCCACAAAGACCUUUCUUCAGGAUACAAACACCCAGGUCAGCUCCCAGACAGCCGGCCAAGGUCCCUAAAAGGUAUCUUUCCUCUUAAUUUCAGAACAAAUUGGGAAUGUUCUUGAAACUCCUAAUAUUUUUAACCCAACUUUUAUUUCGAAAAAUGUCAGACCCACAGAGAAAUUACAACAAAGUACAAUGACCACACACAUGUCCUUUACCUGAAUUCACCACAUAAUAUUUGAUCACAUUCUCUUGUUUUCUGCCUCUGCUUUGUCGUAAGCACAUGACCCAUAAAUUCUCUAGGCUUCCAGGGGAUGGUUGAAAAGUGGGACGUUCCUUUGGUAGUUGGAUAGGCUGUGGGUUGUUGCUUUCAGCUUCAUGUCCUGAACGGGCAUCCCCUUCUAGUAAAAAAAAAAAAAAAAAUUUUUUUUUUGGCUGGCAUUUGGGUGCAGUGCUGUGUGCUGCACGAGGAUGGCAUACAAGCCUGGCAAGGAGACUCCGUGAGCUGGGAACCUGUUACCCAUGGCAGAAACAGCUAGAAAGGGACAGGCCCAGGCAACCUGGCUCCUGAACCUCAACUUACCCACACUACCACUUUGUUUUAUACCCAGUAUUCAAGGUGCGAUAGCCUUAAUUUACAGCGUCUGGAAGCUUAUCAGAAAUGCAGAGUCUUGGGCCUCACCUCAGAACUUUGAGUCGGGCCCUGUAUUUUAACAAGAUCUUCAGUACUUUAGCUGCACAUUUAAAGUUAUGUAAUCAAAAAAAAAAUUUUUUUUUUUUUUAAUCCCUAGUCUCUUGGUCCUCUUUGCUGCUCCUUGCUUCCCCCAUCUUUUUAGCCCAAAUCCUUAUAUAUUUACUCAGAAGCCCCUACUUAGUACAGAGUCAGACAGGUCAUCCCCAGCUGACCGGGGUCAGGCUGUGGCUGAGGGACUGGUUUGUAUUACCUCUGAGCCUACAGCCCACAGAUGGCUCAGAAUGAGCCCAAAUCCCACCGAGGACACCUGCCACACUUUCUUACAGGUACAGCCCACUCGUCCUCAGCAGACCUCAGUAAGAUCGGUGUGUUUGUGUUGUCUUCCAAGGGGGAAGGUUGGGACUCCAUAUCCAGUGAAAUGUAGUACCCUUUCCCCUCACGUCAUACCUUCCUCCAAAGGACAGUCAUAUACCACAGUGAAGGGAGGCUGGACCUGAAUUCAGGAAAAGGGUGCCGAUGGACUAAUGCCUUUAGGACUAACACUUAUCCAGAGUCUCACGGCUUAUGGGGAGUUUCUAAACCGAGACCGUUCAAUUAUUUGACCCCCACUCUGUGCUCUAUCCUCCCCAGGCAUAUCACUUCACUGGAGUCUGUAACCAUAGCCCCCUUCCCUUUGGGUGCAGUCUCCAGGUCAGCCUCCAAGAUAGGUGGACCUCACCCUGCACCCUCCACCCCUCUGCUCAAGGUCUUAGAAUGCUGGUACAAUGGAACAGAACAUUUACAGUCAGGCUGUACCAGCCUGGGGGUGGAGUCAGGAUAGAACCACAGGGGUUCUAUGGUGCCAUGGUUAGUUUGCUCACAGAGGGCAGUGUGAGGAGGAGCCGGGCACCAUGUCUGAGGGGUGAGUAUUUGCUGGAAGAGGGCUCCUGCCGGGCUGAGAGAACAAGGAGCAGAGUUUGUCCCUGUCCCGUUAGGCUGCGCCCCGAGCAUGUUGCUACUGCUCCCUGGGCUGUCGCUGCCUAGAGUACAGCUUCCUCUCCUCAAGCUUCCCUUGGACUGUCAAUUCCAGAACCAGGGCUCUGCUCUGAGGAAGAGACCCUUCUCUAUGCUCAGCCCACACCCCACUUCCCCCUACUGCAGCAUCUCUUGGCAGCACCCCCACCCUGGCUUCCAGAAAGCCCCUUCUCGGCCAAGAGCCCUCACCCACCAUUCUUGUUUGUGCAUCAAUGGGCCCCCUCCAUCCCAACCUCACUCCUCCCAUGUCACCACAGGAACUCUGCUUGGGCUCCCUCUCAUAAGUAAGCUUGAGCUCACACCUCUGGAACCCAGGGUUCACCCUCCUUGGAGGGCUCAGUAGCUCCCAGCCCCAUGCCAGCCAGGCUGCCCCCGCAUUGGCUCAGAGCCUCCACCCUGUGCCCUCCCCAGAGCCUACCAGCGCCUCUGGG